Aspergillus steynii IBT 23096 is the source of this 1396-nucleotide messenger RNA. It is a transcript of the gene ksrA, whose product is annotated as 3-dehydrosphinganine reductase. Gene Ontology annotation, biological process: sphingolipid biosynthetic process. The record is from RefSeq and is a predicted model, not a curated record. Gene Ontology annotation, cellular component: endoplasmic reticulum membrane. Gene Ontology annotation, molecular function: 3-dehydrosphinganine reductase activity. The transcript has 3 exons. Lineage: Eukaryota; Fungi; Ascomycota; Eurotiomycetes; Eurotiales; Aspergillaceae. Bases 95 to 1204 code for a protein of 369 amino acids.
GGACCGCCCAUCUUGACCGUGUAAGGAAGCCUCGGACUGCGUGUUGUCGUUCCCUCUUCUUCUCCCCCCGACUUUCUCGCUCUCUUUCUUCCUCAUGCAUCAAACACUAUCCUUCUACCUACAUGACUUAUCGCCCACACAGCUGGGAAUUUCAGUCGUUCUCUUCGGAUUCUUCGUAUAUACCGCUACCAAGAUGCUUGGCUUUGGAACUCGUAACGAAUUUGUGGUGGACGGCCGGACCAUCGUGAUCACCGGUGGCUCCGAAGGCAUGGGCAAGGCCACUGCUUCCCUGCUUGCCGAAAAGGGUGCCAAUGUCGUCCUCGUUGCACGUACCACCGCGAAGCUGCAGGAGUCCAUGGAAGUUGUCAAGGGAUCCGCUGCGGACAUCAAGAAGCAAAGGUUCCACUUCAUCAGUGCCGACCUCACCAAUCCUGCCGAGUGCGAGCGGAUGAUCGAAGAGGUCACCGAGUGGAACGGCGGUCUCCCUCCUGAUGUCGUCUGGUGCUGUGCGGGCUACUGCAACCCUGGCUUCUUCAUUGACACGCCCGUGCAGACGCUCAGGGACCAGAUGGACACGGUCUAUUGGACUGCUGCCAAUACCGCUCAUGCCGUGCUGAAGAAGUGGCUGAAGCCUGUCGGCCCCAGCCAACAACAGGCCCUGCCUCGCAGACAUCUGAUCUUCACUUGCUCCACUCUUGCUUUUGUUCCCAUUGCUGGCUAUGCUCCUUACUCCCCGGCCAAGGCUGCCAUUCGUUCUUUGUCCGACACACUCAGCCAGGAAAUCGAAAUGUACAACGGCUCUCGCAUCACCAAGACCCGCUGCGAAGCGACUCCCGCCGACGUCAAGAUCCACACCAUCUUCCCCAUGGGAAUCUUGAGUCCAGGCUUCGACAAGGAACAGCGACUGAAGCCCGAGCUCACCAAGCAACUGGAGGCUGCUGACAAGCCCCAAUCCCCCAAGGAGGUUGCGAGAAUCUCAAUCGAGGCUCUGGAGAGAGGCGAGUACCUGAUCACCACGAUGUUUGUCGGCCACGUGAUGAAGGGAAGCGCUCUCGGCGGUAGCCCUCGGAACUACGCUAUCCGUGACACCUUGACCAGCUGGCUCAGUAGCCUGGCAUUUUUGCAGGUCACUCCCGAUCUCCGCAGGCAAGCUUGGAACUGGGGAGUGAAGUAUGGUCUUCCGGCGGCCAAGGAGAAGGAAUGAGUGCCAUCAUAUCGCAUGUUACGUCUGGUCUGAUGCUGUACAUUAAAUACCCUGUCCUGCUUUCUUGUGUUUAUCCUUAUAGCCUUUGACAUUCCUGUUCCUUGAAGCAUAUCCAUAACCACCUACGAUAAUGAACAUUAGUCUGUCUCCCUUGGGCGCUUCUUGCCUUUGAGGGUCCACAGGUAAUGAAUG